Erythranthe guttata (spotted monkey flower) is the source of this 2157-nucleotide messenger RNA. Its product is annotated as Glucose-methanol-choline (GMC) oxidoreductase family protein. The record is from RefSeq and is a predicted model, not a curated record. Gene Ontology annotation, molecular function: flavin adenine dinucleotide binding; oxidoreductase activity, acting on CH-OH group of donors. NCBI's taxonomy places the organism in Eukaryota, Viridiplantae, Streptophyta, Magnoliopsida, Lamiales, Phrymaceae.
UAUUUAAAUCAAAAUUAUUGUUAUGCAAAGAAACAAGAAAAAAAGAUUCUCCAUUAUUCAACUGAAUUUCCCACCAAAUACACUGCUACUCUUUCUCUCUCUCUCUCUCUCUCUCUCUCUCUCUCUCUCUCUUCAUAACCGCCAUUAACACGCUCUUUGAAACCUCCCCAAACCCUCUUUUUCCCUCUCUGCCACACACAAAUAUACUUCACAGAGAAGAACACAAAGAAAACUCGAAGCUCUGCAACAAUGGGGGGAAAAUUCUUCACCCUCUGGCCUCCAUUUCUGAUUCUAUUGAUUCUCAGCUCAAUCGGUUCUCUACGCACAACGUAUUCUCAACCAAGUCCGGCGUAUAUGGGCUUCUUAUCGAACGCGACGGAAUUCCCGGCGGAAGAUUACUACGACUACAUCGUGGUCGGCGGCGGCACCGCCGGAUGCCCCUUGGCGGCGACGCUGUCGGAGAAAUUUAGGGUUCUCGUUCUCGAAAGAGGCGGGGUUCCAUUCGGCGACCCUAAUCUGAUGAAUCGCGACGGUUUCCUCACAGCCCUAACGGAGGUCGACGCCUACGAAUCCCCCGCCCAAGCUUUCACCUCCGAGGACGGCGUUCCGAACGCCAGAGGCAGAGUCCUCGGCGGCAGCAGCGCCAUAAACGCCGGUUUCUACAGCAGAGCCGACCCAGAUUUCUACGCCAGAUCGGGAAUCAAUUGGGAUCUCCCAACGGUGAACCAGUCCUACAAAUGGGUCGAAAACGCCGUCGUUUUCAGGCCCGAUCUGAACAACUGGCAAUCCGCCGUCAGAGACGCUCUGCUCGAAGCCGGAAUCUACCCGUACAACGGCUUCACCCUGGACCACAUUGUGGGCACCAAAAUCGGCGGCUCCACCUUCGACAACUCCGGCCACAGGCACACCGCCGCCGACCUCCUCGGAUACUCGAACCCUUCCAACAUCAAGAUCGUCAUCCACGCCACCGUAGAAAGAAUCCUCCUGGCAUCCAAAAAUUCCAACCCCAGAACACAAUCAGAAGCAAUCGGAGUCGUUUUUCGAGAUCGAACAGGCCAGUACCACCACGCCAUGGUUCGAGACGGCGGCGAAAUCUUGCUCUGUGCAGGUGCACUCGGCACCCCACAGCUCCUCCUCCUGAGCGGGAUCGGGCCCCGCCCCUACCUCGCCUCGUGGGGUAUCCCCGUCGCCCACCACUCCCCUUACGUGGGCCAGUUCCUCUACGACAAUCCAAGAAACGGGAUCUCGAUAGUGCCACCCGUCCCACUCGACCACUCGCUGAUCCAAGUCGUCGGCAUAACAAGCUCCGGCACUUACCUCGAAGCAGCCUCGAACAUCGUACCCUUCACUUCCCCGGCCCGGCCCGCUUUCAUCCGGUCGCGGUCGCCCGGCGGUUCCUCCACCUUCAUCACAGUAGCCACCCUAAUGGAGAAAAUAGUGGGGCCCGCUUCUCACGGUUCGUUAAGGCUGGCUUCGACAGACGCGAGGGCGAACCCUCGCGUUCGAUUCAACUACUUCAGUAACCCUAGCGAUCUCGAUCUGUGCGUGAACGGUACUAGAAGGAUCGGCCAUGUGCUGAGGAGUAGGGCUAUGGAGGAUUUCAGGUUCCAUCAGUGGUUCGGCGGGAGGGAGUUUCGGUACGUGGGGCCCCCGCUGCCACGCGAUCUGUCCAGCGAUGCAAGACUGAGGGAGUUCUGCCGGAGAACCGUGACCACCAUAUGGCAUUACCAUGGUGGUUGUCUGGUGGGGAGGGUGGUUGAUGGAGACCUUAAAGUGAUUGGGAUUGAUUCUUUGAGGGUGAUUGAUGGUUCGGUUUUUACGGUUUCGCCCGGUACGAACCCUCAGGCGACUCUUCUGAUGAUGGGGAGGUAUUUUGGUCUGAAGCUGCUUAAGGAGAGAGCAAGAUAAAGAUGGUUUUCUGCUGCAAGAAGAAGAGUAGUAGUUAGCUUCCAUUUUGUUGUGUGAUUAAGCAAAGGUUAGUGAUAAUUGUGAUUAGCAUUUGGUGAUUAGCUGGUUUUUGUGUGAUUACACAUUUUGUUGCACAUAUUAUAUUUUUGACUUCUAAAUAAACAUUUGAUUCCAAUAGUUAAUUUUUGUUUGUUCAUUCUUUCAUCUGCCCUGUUUGGAUUCUAUGUGAUGCACAUUGCUUACAAGUUG